Ceratotherium simum simum (southern white rhinoceros) is the source of this 1638-nucleotide messenger RNA. It is a transcript of the gene DNAAF4, whose product is annotated as dynein axonemal assembly factor 4. Gene Ontology annotation, molecular function: nuclear estrogen receptor binding. NCBI's taxonomy places the organism in Eukaryota, Metazoa, Chordata, Mammalia, Perissodactyla, Rhinocerotidae. The record is from RefSeq and is a predicted model, not a curated record. Gene Ontology annotation, biological process: heart development; epithelial cilium movement involved in extracellular fluid movement; determination of left/right symmetry.
CGGAGCGGGUGCCGGGCCUCGCCCGCCGCGCCGUGCGCUCCCGCCGACUCCCGGGAUGCCCCUGCAGGUUAGCGACUACAGCUGGCAGCAGACGAAGGUUGCGGUCUUUAUCUCCGUGCCUCUCCGAGGCGUCUGCGUCAGAGACGCGGACGUGUUCUGCACGGAAAACUAUCUGAAGGUCAACUGUCCUCCAUUUUUAUUUGAAGUGUUUCUCUAUGCUCCCAUAGACGAUGAGAGCAGCAAAGCCAAGAUUGGGAAUGACGCUAUUGUUUUCACUUUAUAUAAAAAAGAAGCGGCCAUGUGGGAGACCCUUUCUAUGUCAGGUGUUGACAAAGAGACGAUGCAAAGAAUAAGGGAGAAAUCUAUUUUACAAGCACAAGAAAGAGCAAAAGAAGCUACAGAAGCAAAAGCUGCAGCAAGACGGGAGGAUCAAAAAUAUGCACUGAAUGUCAUGAUGAAGAUUGAAGAAGAAGAGAGGAAAAAAAUAGAAGACAUGAAAGAAAAUGAACGGAUAAAAGCAACUAAAGAAUUGGAAGCCUGGAAAGAACAUCAGAGAAAAGCUGAAGAACAAAAAAGAAUUCAGAGAGAAGAGAAAUUACAUCAGCAAGAAAAACAAAUUGAAGAAGAGAGAAAAAAAUUAAAACAUAAAAGUCUUACUAGAAAUUCAGCUUCUAGAAAUCUUGCUACAAAAGGGAGAAGUUUGGAAAAUAUAUUUUUUGACAAGUUAAAGGAAGACAGUAUUCCUGUUCCUCGCUCUGUUGGCAGUAUUAAAGUCAACUUCACCCCUCGAGUAUUCCCAACUGCUCUCCGGGAAUCACAAGUAGCAGAAGAAGAGGAGUGGCUACGAAAACAGGCAGAGGCACGAAGAGCAAUGAAUACCGAUAUCCCUGAACUUUCUGAUUUAAAAGAAGAAGAAAAGAACCCAGAAUGGUUGAAGGACAAAGGAAACAAAUUAUUUGCAACAGAAAACUAUUUGGCAUCUAUUAAUGCAUACAACUUAGCCAUCAGACUAAAUAAUAAGAUUCCAGUACUGUAUUUGAAUCGGGCUGCUUGCCACCUAAAACUAAAAAACUUGCACAAAGCCAUCGAAGAUUCUUCUAAGGCACUAGAAUUAUUGACACCACCUGUUGCAGACAAUGCUAAUGCAAGAAUGAAGGCACAUGUACGACGUGGAACAGCAUUCUGUCAACUAGAAUUGUAUAUAGAAGGCCUACAGGAUUAUGAAGCUGCACUUAAGAUUGAUCCAUCCAACAAAAUUGUACAAAAUGAUGCUGAGAAGAUUCGGAAUAUAAUUCAAGGAACAGAAUUAAAAUCCUAAUGACUACUAGAAGCAACUAGGUAUUGUACUAGGUAUUGUUUUAAGUUUUUCAAAAAUAACUGGAGACAUUCAGAAUCUGUACAUAUUAUGGCUGAUUGUGCAGAAUCACUUUCUCUUCAGUUCUCUAGUUCUGUAGAGGGCAAAAUAUAAAUCUGUAGAAAAUGAAGUGUUUGACUUGAAUGGUUUCUGAAUAAGUAAAUCAAAAUAAGAAUAAUCUAUUUAAUUGUUUGCUUCUUCAUAUCGACACAUAAUUUAAUUAUAUAUUUUUUGUUACUGAAUUCAGGUUGCCCUUAUAACUAACAAAAUAUUUGUUGUUGUGA